AAGCCCUUUACUUCUUUCUCUCUCUAUAUGUAUAUAUGUAUGUAUAGACGCACUACUCUUCGGUAAAUUAACGGGCAUCUUCUCUCUUUAUUCCAUCUCCCUCUCACUGACUUUUGUAGUUCUUUAGGGAGAAAAAUCCUCAAAGCAACACAUUUUAGAGUGUUGAAUUGAAUCUCGUCCUCCUCUCGGAAAAAAGAUCCUUUUUUUUUUCCCAUAAGCCAAUUUGCCAAAAAACUAAUGUAGUCUUCACAGAUCUUAACCCUCUUUCUCAUACAUAAUCUCUCAAAAAACCCAGAAACGGAAGUGGGAAUCUUUUUAGGUAUUUACCAUUUUUCUGUUUUUUUAAUUUUUGUAACAAAAAUGGUGGUGAAGAUGAUGAGGUGGAGGCCUUGGCCUCCUCUGAUUUCAAGAAAAUAUGAGGUGAAACUCACGGUGCAGAGCCUCGAGGGCUGUGAUUGGGUGCCAGAGAGUGCAGAGAAGGAUAAUGGUGGGCUUGCAGUGGAGAUCAGGUGGAAGGGUCCCAAGAUUUCUUUGGGUUCAUUAAGGAGGACUGUGAAAAGGAAUUGCACGAGAGAAGAAAUUGUUAAAAGGGUUGAUGGGACAGACGGUGGGGUUCUUGUGGAAUGGGAUGAGGAAUUUCAUAGCGUUUGUAAUCUUUCUGGAUACAGGGAAAAUGCAUUUCAUCCAUGGGAGAUUACCUUGACUGUGGUGCACGGUUUGAAUCAAGGGGCAAAGAACAAGGUUGCUAUCUUGGGCUCUGCAGUUCUGAAUCUUGCUGAAUUUGCUUCCAAAAUUGAAGAGCAAGAAAUUGAGCUUAAGAUCCCUUUGGCAGUUUCUGGCAAUGCAGCUGGGACCAGCCCCUUGCUUCAUAUAUUUCUUAGCUUAUUGGAAUUGCGAGCUUCCCAAGAAUUGACAGAGCUAGUGCAGAGGCAAAUAGUUCCCAUUUCGUCCCCAUCACCGACUGGAGAAACUUCCUCGUCGGAGAAAGAUGAGGUUUCUGCGCUUAAAGCUGGUCUCAGAAAGGUAAAAAUGCUUACAGAGUAUGUGUCUAAUCGAAGAGCUAAAAAAGCCUGCCGUGAGGAAGAGGGUAGCGACGGGAGGGGCUCAGCUAAGAGUGAGGAGGGCGAUUACACUUAUAACUUUGAUUCAGAUUCUCUCGAUGAGUUUGAGGAAGGGCAAUCUGAUGAAGCUAAAGAUAAUACUACUGUUAGGAAAUCGUUUAGUUAUGGGACAUUGGCCUAUGCUAAUUAUGCAGGCGUGUCAUAUUACUCUAGUGCUAGAAUAAACUGUGAAGAUGAGGAUUGGAUUUACUACAGCUACCGCAAAUCAGAUAUAAACUGCUCGCACAAGGAGGAUCCCGUUUCUACUGUUUCUGAGUCAUCAUUGUUGCAGAAUUCAAAACGUAGUAUUUUGCCUUGGAGGAAGAGGAAGCUGAGUUUUAGAUCUCCUAAAGUCAAAGGAGAGCCGUUAUUGAAGAAAGCUUAUGGAGAAGAAGGGGGAGAUGAUAUUGACUAUGAUCGCCGGCAGCUCAGCUCUGAUGAAUCUCUUUCUUUUGGGUGGCACAAGACGGAUGAAGACUCAAAUCCAAAUCGAACAUCUGUUUCUGAGUUUGGUGAUGAUAGUUUUGCUGUUGGCAGCUGGGAGCAGAAUGAAAUAACGAGCCGAGAUGGACGCAUGAAGAUUCAGACACAGGUCUUCUUUGCUACCAUUGAUCAGCGAAGUGAAAGGGCUGCUGGAGAAAGUGCAUGUACUGCCCUAGUCACUGUGAUUGCUGAUUGGUUGCAGAAAAAUCGUGAUCUCAUGCCCAUUAAGUCACAAUUUGAUUGUUUAAUCAGAGAUGGCUCCUUAGAAUGGAGGAACCUUUGUGAGAAUGAAACUUACCGGGUGCAUUUUCCUGACAAGCACUUUGAUUUAGAGACAGUCCUCCAAGCCAAAGUCUGUGAUCUCGGUGUAGUUCCUGGGAAAUCAUUUAUCGGAUUUUUCCAUCCAGAUGAAAUGGAGGAGGGAAAUUUUGAUUUUUUGCAUGGUGCUAUGUCCUUCGACAGUAUCUGGGAUGAGAUUAGCCGUUCAGCGUGUUUCCACACUGGUGAAGCCCCAGUUUUCAUUGUCAGUUGGAAUGACCAUUUUUUUGUGCUCAAGGUUGAAGCAGAUGCUUACUACAUAAUUGACACAUUAGGAGAGCGAUUGUAUGAGGGAUGCAAUCAGGCUUACAUACUGAAAUUCGACCGGCAUACAACUAUAUACAAACUACCAAGUAUGACACAAUUAUCGGAAGAGAAAAUUGUUGGUGAUAAGCCGACUGUUGCUGAGACAGUGGAGUCCAAGAAUUCAAGUGCGCAGCAUAUAUACUCAAGGGACGAUUCCAAAGAUGGGACAAAUGUGGCAGGACGUGAGGAACCGAUGAAGAAUGAAGAGGAAGUUGUUUGUAGUGGUAAAGAGUCGUGCAAGGAGUAUAUAAAGAGUUUCUUGGCUGCAAUUCCGAUUAGAGAACUCCAGGCAGAUAUCAAGAAAGGUUUGAUAACUUCAACGCCUGUUCAUCACAGACUACAGAUUGAAUUCCACUUCACAACGACAACCACAAGCUACCACCUCAACUCCACCAGUAGAAGUGGUCACAUCCAGACCAAAAGCGGUUGAUGUUAUAGUGAGUUGUUAAAAGAUUAGGCUUCAGAGACUUCUUUUAAUUGUAUAUUUGUUUGAAUAGUGUGAUUAUUUCUAACUUAAUUUCGUCUUUGUGUCGUGUCUAGUUGAUUAGAGUCGUCUUUAAUUUUACCCUUCAAGGACUAGAGGCGAAAUCGUCUCGAUUGUUCUAUAAGUGGCAAUUCUAAUUAAAGUGUGGUGACUUUCGUUCUAUAAUUUUGUGUCAUCUCAUUUUUAUUUUUAUUUUU
This is a messenger RNA of Olea europaea var. sylvestris, 2888 nucleotides long. RefSeq lists its product as uncharacterized. Lineage: Eukaryota; Viridiplantae; Streptophyta; Magnoliopsida; Lamiales; Oleaceae. The transcript has 4 exons. The record is from RefSeq and is a predicted model, not a curated record. The coding region runs from base 361 to 2637 and encodes 758 amino acids.